Cryptomeria japonica (Japanese cedar) is the source of this 968-nucleotide messenger RNA. Its product is annotated as endochitinase 4-like. Gene Ontology annotation, molecular function: chitinase activity. Gene Ontology annotation, biological process: chitin catabolic process; cell wall macromolecule catabolic process; carbohydrate metabolic process. Lineage: Eukaryota; Viridiplantae; Streptophyta; Pinopsida; Cupressales; Cupressaceae. The transcript has 3 exons. Bases 48 to 776 code for a protein of 242 amino acids. The record is from RefSeq and is a predicted model, not a curated record.
AGUUACAUAUAACUUGCAUACCAAACGAGUAGCUGAAAAUUUCAGCCAUGGAAAAAUUCACAGGAGCUUUAGUGUUGAUGACGAUGGCGUCGUUGAUAUUAGUUGGAGAGAUACAUUUUGGGUCGGCACAGAAGACCCCUACUCCCUCUCCAUCCAUUGAAUCCAUUGUCACUAAGGACUUCUUUAACCGUAUUAAAUCAGGAAUUCCUGCUACUUGUAAGGGAAAGAGCUUCUACACUUACGAAGGCUUUAUCAGUGCAGCUAAAGCUAAAGUAUUCUCUGGUUUUGGCACCACCGGAUCUCUUACAGUUCGUAAGAGAGAGCUUGCUGCUUUCUUUGCUAACGUAGCCCAUGAGACUGGAAGUCUGUGUUAUAUCGAAGAAAUUCUAAAGAGUACCUACUGCCAAAGUUCUACCCAAUAUCCUUGUGCGCCUGGGAAGCAAUACUACGGACGGGGACCUCUUCAGCUAACAUGGAACUACAACUACGGAGCAGCCGGACAUUUUUUGGGACUUCCGUUGCUGAAAAACCCAGAGUUGGUGGCACAAAAGCCGGACAUUGCCUUCAAGACAUCUCUGUGGUUUUGGAUGAGAAACAGCAACUGUCACAUAGCCAUGACUUCCCCAGCGGGUAGCGGAUUUGCAGGAACAAUCAGAGCAAUCAAUAGCGGAGAAUGCAGGGGAGGGCGUCCAGCGGCGGUGCAGAGUCGAGUGAAUUUAUAUAAAAAAUUAUGUGGAUGGCUGAAAGUCACUACCGGUCCCAAUCUUUCAUGUUGAUAUUCCUUACAUAUCACAUAUAUAAAUAAAUAAAUAAAAGCUGCAUAAGCAGUGAUGGUACGAAUAAGCUCGGUCAUAUGUAGCAACACUGAACAGACCACAAGCCGUAUCGUUCGGUUGUCUGUUGGGCAUCUUGCUGUAAGAAUGGACGUAAAUGCAAAUAAUUUGUCUUGCCAUAAUUUCUAAGUAAAA